GCUGUUCGCUCUUCUGCUCUGGAUCUACAAGUAGAAAUUAUUUCUGUGGAGGUGGAUCCGGCUGAGCCGCGCCUCCGCCGCCGCAGAAAGCUACCACCGCCUUUCCGCCCUCAUCACCCUCCCGAAAGCGCCGGCGCAGGGCGGCUCUCCCCGCCCCGGUAGCGCAGUCAGGUCCUGCCUGCUGUGGGCUGGGCUCCGCGUACCCGGCCGCCCCUGCCCGCCUGAGAGCCGCUUGUGCCGUGCCCUAGUUGGUGCUCUGCGGCGGGGCGGAAGACCGGGGCGGAUCUGCAGGUGGCACGGGCACAGGUCCGCCUGGGACCGAAGCGAACUCAACCCGAAGCCUGGGGGCGUAAACCUGCCGCGCCGUUCCGACCGGGAGCCGGACCAGGCAAGGUACCUCCGACGGGUCGCCUUUUGCCUCCGCUCGGACGGCAUCCUUUCCAUUUACUGUGUCCGGAGCCGGGUUCGUACCACUGAUGUUCUGCGGCUGCCUGCCGCUCCCCUCCGGUACUAGGAAGGAGCUCCUAAUCCCGACCUCGGCGCGUCCCGAAUUUCAGCACAAAUUGCUGAACCUGGCCAGUGUCAGCGAUGGCAAGGCUUCCACGUGCUGCACUGCAUACCCUGUGGAUCCUCUUCUUUUCAUGUGCAACAAAUGAAGUUACGGCUGCAGGACACGUGCAGGAAUUUGCUUGCUUCACUGACUAUGACAAAGAGUUAGUUUGUCACUGGAAGGUGCCUGCACACAUGGAUUGCUCCAAAGAGUUCCUGAUCUACUACAGGAAGGAAUCUCAUCCUCUGCUAAACAGUGUGUGUGUUCCCGAGAAUGGGAAGGACAGGCUGUGCACCUGCACGAUCCAUCCCAAGUUUUUUGUGUCAGGCCUGACGUACAUUCUAGCCCUGCAGUUCAAUGGGACUGACACAUGGAACUACCACGUUACACCAGCCCUGGUUGUUAAGCCAAGGCCCCCCAGUAAUCUUGCCAUUGAGAAAACUGAGAAUGGUAAUUUCAAUCUGAGCUGGGAGGAGAGCUACUCUCCUUCAUCCAUCCUCUCUGGGCAGCCAGUCAUCUAUGAAGUGAAAUACUGGAGGAAACAGCACCCGACAGAGGUUUCUGUGAAAGCAAUUAACUACCAGGCUAAAAGCUUUGAAAUUGUGGCAAGCUCCCUGCAGAGAGGAUAUGAUUAUGCUGCAAGUGUGAGGUGUAAAUACCUUGACUACCCAGCCUACUGGAGUGAAUGGAGUGAAGAAGUUGAGUUUCCCUAUGAUUACCAAACAACAGCUGAGGAUGCUCUGCGGAUGGCUGUUCCUGUGGCCUGUGUACUGAUCAUGGCAGUGUCCGUCAGUUGUUACUUCUGUUUUACCAAAGUGAAGAAAGAAUGGUGGGAUAAAAUCCCAAAUCCAGCAAAGAGCCAUCUGGUUGUAAAAAAUGUCAAGCUUUCAGUUUUGUGUUACAUUGAUGAAAUUAAGUUCCCUUUCCAUGACUUAAAGCAGAGUCACAUGGAAAACAAAAGAAGUUGCACAGACUGUUUGUCUCAGAGGUCAUCAAGCCAUAACUUCAAGGGAAAUGAUAACAUCAGAAGUGUUGAGAAAUCCUGCAGUUGCCAUGGCAAGCCUGGAGAGUGGUUUCCCAAAGGCAGAGGUGCAGUUUUAACCCCUGAGGCAGUUCCAGUGGAGUCUGUAGAAAUUUGUGAGCGUUUAACAGAGAUGGAGGCUGACAGCCAGGAGACCAGUGACCAGCUGCCUGUCUUUGAGCCUUGUGAGGGCAGCGUCGAUGCUUUCAGAGAACACAAUGAAGCCAUAGCUAGGAUGUUCAGUGAUCUCCUGGCAGACGAAAAUAGUGUGCAAGACCCAGACAUUACCAGAGGCGAGAAUAAAACUUUUGAUAAACUGGAAUCAGAAAAUGCAUCACAUCAAAGUCCAAAGGAAAGCACCACCCAGCAUCAGCAACCCUUUGAUAUUUCUCAUACAGUCUCCCUUUUCACCAGAGCUUCUCAAGAGGACUACAGUUGUAGUACAGCCAGCAAGAAGUCAGAACAAUCAGAAGAAUCCUUCGACUCUGGCUAUCGAAGCUAUCAAAGCUCCAGCAUAAAUUCUGCUUCUCUGGAUGCAGGAAGUCUUCAAUGUACAGUUCACCAAGGCUUUUUUCCUUGCAGUUCUGGAAGUCGUCAUGAUUCGUGUGUUCUGAUCCAGAGAUCUCCAAAUAAAGCAUCCUGUAGGACCAGAGAGGACAGUAUAAGCAGCCUUGCACACAAGAGUUUUGAUCCCCUUGUGUCUCCACCCAUGGAGCUGUGUAGCUCUGCCUACAAGAGCUGUGACACCCUUAUGUCCCCAUCUGUGGUGCCCUGUGGCUCUGCAUACAAGAGCUUCGAUGUUCUUGUGUCUGCAUUCAAGGAACCAAUUAGCUCUGCCUAUAAGAGCUUUGAUACUCUUCUGUCUCAGUCCGUGGCUAACAGCACCCUGGCUCCGUGUUUUGAAAAUGUGUGCUUCUCUCUGGCUUUGGCACAGAUUUCAGAGACAUCAGAACUUAGCUGCAGAGAUCAAAUUUACCAACCUCCUAGCAGUGGGAUGUGUUAUGCAGGCUGCAGAUCUCCCUGCACUGAGCUUGGUUUUCAAAAUACCUCUUCAGAGCAGACUGAUAUUCCAUCUUUCUUCACACCUGCAAAUUACAGUGCUUCAGCCUUCCUGCCAGAGGAGGAAAUGCACAAGCAAGUAACAUACCAAAAUGUUCGUAAGAAAGCCACUGUAAUGCCUUGCCCCACUGGACCUCAAGCAUCUGGUUGCCAAUCUUUUGAUAAUGCAGUGAAAUGCAGUGGCACAUGCUGUGAUAAUGCCAGGGAGGGUAUCUCUGGCUCACUGCACAAACCUUUUGUUCAUCUUUUGUAUAGCAACCUGGGAGAAGCACUGCCGGAUCCCAUCUGCGUUACACCUGACCAGAGGACAGAUGGCCACAUGUGUUUGGUUGUGCAGCAUUUUGAUCGCAGCAUUGCCCCACGUUUAGCCUCCAGUAAGAGUGUUAAACAGACCAGUGAUGGUAGCCUCCAGAUCAUCAGCUCUGAUGAGCUGCCUGCAGAGAGCAAAGAUGAAAACAGUGGCGGAGAGGAACAGGUUUUGUGUUUGCUGGAGCAGAGCUGUCAGGAUUUUAACAGCAGAGAAAAAACUGCAAAGGGGACAAAGCCCAACAGCUGUAGCUCUGCUAAACAAGGAGUGCAAGAGAGAAGCAGUAAUGGGCUAAGUGCUGACUUUCACUGCCACACAUAUAAGCACUUAAGAGAACUUGGAAAGGCAGGGGAGAAUAAAGAGGUGAUGCAGCACGUGGCAGGCAGGAAGUGUGGCUCAGCAGCUGCCUUACCAGAGGAGUCACUGGACAGCACUGGGCUAAACUUAGAAAGAAAAACUGCAAAGCCCCCGCAGCUCCUAGUCUCAGACAAGUCACCACCUCCUCUUUUUGUGGACAGCUGUCCUGAUUCUCACAUCAUUCACAGUGAGGGCUCCCCACUGGUACCUGCAGUUGGGAAAAGACCAGUAGAACUACUGAGGGAAAAUGGGAAGAAUGGGAAAGAGAUGGAAUCUGUGCAAGGCCUUGCCCAGGAGGACAACUGCUACAUGAAGGUAGCCUAGCCACACUUGUCAAGACUGAUCUUGACAGUCUUGGGAAGUAAACUGUCUGGCAAACUGAAAUGUUUGUUGUUCAGUCUUGUGUGAAGCACAGGCUGCUGUCAUUCAGACACACGUUCCCUGGGUUAAAGCCCUGGUGCCUGCUGCAGGGCCGGCAGCCCCCGGUGGUGCGGGCCCCUGGGGGACAGGAGGGGUUAGCAUCUCCCCAUUGCAGCUCCAGCUCUCCCCUGGCAAAGCCAGAGCUGAAGUUCCUCUGGCUGGGAUUGUUCUCCAAAAGCAAGCAGUAGGAGUUCUUGGGACAGUUCCUGGGGUCGUUGCCCCAGUUCUGUGUGUUGCUUGGGAAGCUCUUGAAGAUGCUGGGGAAGAUUGUACUGGAUGACCUUGGAAGGGGCCUUCCAAGUCAGACCAUUCCAUGAUUCUGUGAAGGUGUCAACACAGCAGGAAGUGGGACACAGGUGCAUGUCAGAGGGGAAGUGGCUGACUUGCACUGACAGCAUCACACAGCUUCUGUAAUUUGUGUAUUGAGCAGGGAGGAAACUGUCCUCUGAGCAGCUCUGUGUUUCUCUCCUUGCUCAGGCAAGACCUGAAAUAAAGAUCGUUGUCAUUUGUGCUCAAA
Messenger RNA from Pogoniulus pusillus (Red-fronted tinkerbird), 4231 nucleotides. It is a transcript of the gene IL4R, whose product is annotated as interleukin 4 receptor. Gene Ontology annotation, molecular function: cytokine receptor activity; protein binding. Gene Ontology annotation, biological process: production of molecular mediator involved in inflammatory response; cytokine-mediated signaling pathway. The record is from RefSeq and is a predicted model, not a curated record. NCBI's taxonomy places the organism in Eukaryota, Metazoa, Chordata, Aves, Piciformes, Lybiidae. Gene Ontology annotation, cellular component: external side of plasma membrane; membrane. The coding region runs from base 589 to 3618 and encodes 1009 amino acids. The transcript is spliced from 10 exons.